AUGGGAUACAAAGAACAACAAAACCCAGAUGCAGUGGAUCGUUUGGAUUUAGCAUAUAGGGAUAUCAUUGAAAUUAACCCACAAAUUGUUGACAGAUUUGGACCAUAUGUAAAAGAAUUAGAUUUAUCAAAUAAUAAUCUUGAAAAGGAUUUAACAAUAUUAGAAGGAUUUAAAAGAUUAACAACAUUAGUUUUAGAUAAUAAUAGAAUAACACAUCAUAUAAAAUUCCCAUUAUUAACACAAUUACAUACAUUAUGGAUAAAUAGUAAUCAAAUUAGUAAUCUUAGUGUAUUUGUUGAUAGAGUUUGUGAAUCAUUUCCAAAUAUUCGUACAUUCUCAAUGUUAAAGAAUGAAGCAUGUCCAAACUUUUUCAAUGGUCAUUCAUUGAGAGAGUAUAAAGAUUAUAGAUUAUAUAUUAUAUCAAGAUUAAAAUAUGUACAGAUAUUAGAUUCAACACCAGUAACACCAGAGGAAAGAGUCGAUGCAAUUAAACUAUAUGGUAAUUUCAAUACUGUCAAUCAAUCACUUGCAAAUUCAACACCAAAACCAACAUUAGCACCAGCAGAAGUAGAAAUUGAGGAUGAUCCAAAAAAGAAAAGAGAAGAAAAAUUAAAAAAAACUUUACAAGAAAAAGAACAAAAGGAAAAAGAAAAACAAGAAAGAAGGGAAAGAAGGCGUUUAAAAAGAGAGGGAAAAGAAGAAAGAACAUUUAAAAAAUUACAAGAAAAACAAAAAUUACAACAACAACAACAACUUGAUACUGAUUCAACUAUUACAAACAAAGAUGAUUUCACUUCUGAUGAAGAAGAAGAUAAUAGUAAUAAUAAUAAUAAUAAUAAUAAUUUAGCUACACCAGUCAAACCAACUACCACUAAAAAUUCAUUACCAAUAUUCUCAAGUGAACAAUCACCAGCAUCAACUAUUUUACCACCAAAUCCACAAAAACAAUCAGCUUAUGAAUCUCAUGAUAUCGCAGAUGAUGAAGCAUUCACCGCAGAUUCUUCUGAUCAUUCAGAUUUACCAUUGUAUAAAAAUUCAACAACAAUUACUCCACCACCACCACCAAAUACAUUACUUUCACCCCAACCAAAUAACAUUCAACUUAAACCUCAAAAUGAAGAUGACGAUGACGAUGAUGAUGAUGAUGAAGAAGAGGAAGAGUCUGAAACUGAAAGUUCAGAUUGGUCAUCAGAGUCCUUAGAUAAUGAUGAUGAAGAAGUUAACCAAAUCAAUUCCAAAUUACCAACUAAAAUGACUUUAAGAGAUCAAUACUAUCAAGGUGAUGAUGAUGACGAUGAUGAUGAAUCAGAGGAAGAAUAUACUCAUUUUCCAGUUAGACCAAUUAAAAAAUAA
Molecule: messenger RNA, 1353 nt
Organism: Dictyostelium discoideum AX4
Lineage: Eukaryota; Evosea; Eumycetozoa; Dictyosteliales; Dictyosteliaceae
Product: leucine-rich repeat-containing protein
Exons: 2
Coding region: 1-1353 (450 amino acids)
Source: RefSeq, a predicted model, not a curated record